AUGGCCACCUCAGCGUUUUGUUAUAGCAUAAAGGAAAUGGAUAAAGACGAAUACUCGUGGUUAGAAAACGACGAGGCGAAGGAUUUCCUAAGAGAUCUUUUUAAUAGGGGAAACGAUUCAAACAUCGAUUAUAAAAUUUUGUGCAAAUCGAUUAAGGAUAUAUACUCGUCAAUAAUAAAAAUACGUGAGGAGAUGACCAACUCAUAUAACACACUGUCAGCAUGCUUGGAUUUGUUGAAAAAAUAUGUAAAUAACAAGCAAAUAAAUGAAAUAAUAAGAAUGAAUGGAGAACAGGAAGAAGGGAAAAAUGAAGUGACAAACGAGUCUGGAGAAGAAAACAAAGAAGAGGAAGGACCGGCAAUAGAAGAAGAAGAAACGCUGUCAAACAGUACGUCAUACACGUUCCCACUGGCUAGUUGCGUAAGGUGCUCAUGCCUGCUCAAGAUAGUGGUCAACCACGCAGUGGCAGGACUGUACAUAGGCAAAAACGGAGCACACCUGAAGAUGCUGCAGACCAAGUACCAGUUUAAGCUCACGCAGUCAGGAAGAGGAGCCAAGGGGGACUUCACAGGAGUAGGGUACCCGUGCCACAGAACUAACACGACGCUGCUCUUCCAGGGGAACCUGGUGGACAUCCUCUACGGACUGCGCCCGCUCUACAAGAUCAUCCAGAGCGACAUCUUGGCGCUGGACGAAAAGUCGAACGAGCUACUGUGCGGAAGGAAGCUCAAGGUCAAGUUUGAGCUUAACCUGGUGGUGCCAGCUGACAGAAAGAGGAUACUCCUGCAGGACACAGGACGCAGGUGUAUGCAGCUGCGCAACGCCUCGGGAGUGGAAAUAAUAGCAGGAAAGCAGAACUUUGAAGUGGGCAACAUCAAGGAGAGCAUCGUGACACUUUUCGGAUUCCAGGAAAACGUGGAGCGCGCAAUGGAGUGGCUGGCGAUAUUUUUGCAGGAGAGCCCCGCAAUCACCUCCGGAGACUACUACUUUAUGGACUACCCAAAGUACACGACCGCGAUACCGGAAAACAACCGCACGUAA
Messenger RNA from Theileria orientalis strain Shintoku, 1041 nucleotides. RefSeq lists its product as uncharacterized. Bases 1 to 1041 code for a protein of 346 amino acids. Gene Ontology annotation, molecular function: RNA binding. Lineage: Eukaryota; Apicomplexa; Aconoidasida; Piroplasmida; Theileriidae. The record is from RefSeq and is a predicted model, not a curated record. The transcript has a single exon.